AUGCAGAUACUGUCUCUCAAUUUCUUAAUGUAUACUAUAAGUGGUUUAUGGCGACCAAUCAAGUGGUCUUCAAAAUGCUCCAAGUUAUUGUAUAGUAUGUUCACCUUUUUCACGAUAUAUUUAUUGUCAUAUUUAAUGCUGACUCACUUGCUGUAUAUCAUCUUUGUUAUCGAUAACGUGGAAGAUUUCGCAUCGACUUCCCCAUUUUUUUUUUCAACAAUCAGCUUAAUGUUCAAAGCGGUUACUGCUGUUAUCUAUCGCGAUCGAAUUAUCAACACAAUUGAAGUUCUGCAAAAUGAACCAUGCAAAACCUGUAAUAAAGAUGAGACUGAUAUCCAGAUGAAAUUUGAUCAUACAAUCAGAUCGUAUUCCAUAUAUUACUUACUUUUAUGUACGUUUUCGGCGGUGGGUGCUGUAACGGCAGGGAUGCUCGAUGUUUUAGAGGGUCAGUUACCUUAUAACAUGUGGGUACCUUGGAAUUGUACUUCAUUCUUUUCAUUCUUGUUUACAUCCCUUCAAGAGAUCAUAUCUCUAAUUGUUGCCACGAUUGUAAACAUCGCGACGGAAACUAUAGUAUUAGGAUUUUGUUUACAAUUGUGUGCACAAUUUGAAAUUUUGGAGCAUCGCCUUCAAAGAAUGGUAAAAUGCAGAGAAGAAGAAAUAUUUCCGAAAAGUUCAUUGAAUAAAGUAUCGCGCGAAAUAAGCAAGUUGUCAAAGCACAUUUCCCAUCAUCUAUGCAUAAUCAGACUUGCCGGAACAAUUAAUGGCAUAUACAGCAAAGUGAUCUUUGUUCAAUUUUUCGUCAGUAUUUUGGUAUUGUGUUCAAUUGUGUACCAUUUGUCUUCUCAUUUGACGCUUACAGACGUCGCCACCUUAAUCGCCUACACAUUCAGUAUGUUUGUGCAGAUUUUUGUUUAUUGUUGGGCUGGAAAUGAAGUUAUGCUCAAGGUAAUAACUAUGUCUUUCUCCGCAUUUAAUAGAAUUACGAAUAUGCAAAUGUUUUCUUUAAAUUUUUUAAUGUAUACCAUCGGUGGUGUAUGGAUGCCAAUUGAAUGGUCAUCGAACAUCGCUAAGCUUCUGUACAAUGUGUUUACCACUGUUGUACUAGUUUUGUUAUAUUUUUUGAUGAUAACUCAAUUCAUGGAUAUCAUUCUUGUCGUCGAUAAUAUCGAUGAUUUCGCAACAAAUACUUUAAUGUUCUUAACUAUUGUUGCUGUUACUUGUAAAGCAACAAUCGUUGUAGUACGUCGGAAGGCGAUCAUCAACUUAGUGCAAGUAUUAUUGACGGCACCUUAUAAACCUCGAAACGAGGACGAAAUGACGAUACAAACUAAAUUUGAUAAAUUUAUCAAAUCAUGCUCGAUAAAAUAUUCGCUUUUAGCAACAAGUUCUGUUACUGGUGUUACAGUAAGAUCUGUGCUAAAUGCUAUGCAAGGUCAAUUACCUUAUCGAGUAUGGCUACCAUAUAAUUUUAAUAUAUCUCCAAUGUUCUGGAUUACAUCUGUUCAACAAAUCAUAACAGUGAUUUUUGUUACUAUUAUAAAUGUCGGCACGGAAACUCUAGUUUUUGGAUUAUUUCUGCAAACAUGCGCUCAGUUUGAAAUCUUUGAAAGUCGUCUUCAAAAAUUAGUGACUAAUAAAACUAAUAAAUUAAUGAAAAAUAAAAUUAGAUAUUUAGAACACUCUUCUCCUUCGUCAAAUGAAGAAAAAACAAUAAUAUCAAAAUAUAUACAUCAUCACAUCAAGAUUUACAAAUAUGCCAGAACGGUAAACGUUAUAUUCAAUCAGGUACUCUUUGUCCAAUUCGUUGGCAGUAUAUUGGUAUUAUGUACAAGUGUAUAUUAUCUGUCAGCACAUAAAACACUAUCCGAAACAGCCACUUUGAUAGUAUACACUAUUUGUAUGUUUGUACAAAUUUAUGUUUAUUGUUGGUCGGGAAACGAAGUCAUACUUAAGAGUAUGAGCAUAGGAGAUGCAAUAUAUCAUAUGAACUGGCCUUCAUUAUCAGUCAACGAAAGAAAAGAAUUAUUAAUGAUCAUGUUACGCAGCACACUUCCUAUGAAAUUUACCAGUAGCUUCUUGAUAACUUUAUCUCUCCAGUCUUACAGUAAUAUAAUUCUUAUUGUCGAUAAUAUUGACGAUUUUGCCACUAAUACUCUAAUGUUCUUGACUAUUGUUGCCGUAUGUUGUAAAGCUACUAUCGUUGUGAUACGCCGGAAUGCGAUCAACAAUUUGAUGCAAUUAUUAAUGGAGACACCAUGUAAACCUUGUGACGAGGAUGAAAUAGCAAUAAAAACGAAAUUUGAUACAUUCAUCAGGUCGUGUUUGAUAAAAUAUAUGCUUUUGUCGAUGAGCUCUCUUACAGGCGUUACAAUAGGAUCAGUAGUGAACAUCAUGCAAGGUUAUCUUCCUUAUCGAAUAUGGUUACCAUUUAAUUACACUAUACCCUUGGCAUUUUGGACUAUAUCCAUCCAUCAGAUUGUAACUUUAAUUUUUGCUACCAUGAUAAAUGUCAGCACGGAUAUUUUAGUCCUUGGAUUAUUUUUACAUACGUGUGCCCAGUUUGAAAUUUUCGAAAGUCGUCUUCACAAAUUAGUGAUUAGUAAAACAAUUAACUAUCUGGGAAAUGCAGUCUCUUCAUUGAAUAAGGAUAAAACAGAGAUAUCGGAAUGCAUACGCCAUCAUCUCAGCAUUUACAAAUACGCCAAAAUGGUAAAUGUUAUAUUCAACCAGGUGCUCUUCGUUCAAUUCUUUGCAAGUAUACUGGUAUUAUGUACAAGCGUGUAUUAUCUAUCAAUACAUAUUAGAAAUUUCUCUGGUAUUCUGCCUUUUUUAGUGUACACUAUUGGCAUGUUUGUACAAAUUUAUAUUUAUUGCUGGUCCGGAAACGAAGUCAUUCUUAAGAGUAUGAGUGUAGGAGACGCUGUAUAUUGUAUGGAUUGGUCACUAUUAUCAGUUAAUGAAAAGAAACAAUUGCUCAUGGUCAUGGUACGGAGCACAAUUCCUAUAAAAUUCACAAGCAGCUUUUUAAUAACCGUCUCCCUUCAAUCUUAUAGCAGUAGAGGUCCAAAUAUGCAAAUACUUUCUCUAAAUUUUUUAAUACAUAGUCUUUGUGGUAUAUGGCGACCUAAUGAGUGGUCAUCAAACGGCGCAAAACUGAUGUAUAAUGUAUUUACCUUUAUUGUAAUAUUCUCGGAAUACUUUUUGGUGUUAACUCAAUUUAUGGAUAUAGUUCUUAUUGUCGAUAAUAUCGACGAUUUUGCCACUAAUACUCUAAUGUUCCUAACUAUUGUUGCUGUAUGUUGUAAAGCGACUGUUGUUGUGGUACGUCGAAAUACAAUCACGAACUUGGUGCAAAUAUUGAUGAAAACACCGUGUAAACCCUGUGACGAGGACGAAGUGGUAAUACAAACAAAAUAUGAUAUGUUUAUCAGAUCGUGUUCAAUAAAAUAUUCACUUUUAGCAACAAGCUCCGUUACAGGCACUACAAUAGGAUCAGUAUUAAACAUUAUGCAAGGUCAUCUGCCCUAUCGAAUAUGGCUGCCAUAUAAUUACAAUGUAUCUACGAUGUUUUGGGCUAUAUCUGUUCAUCAAAUCAUAACUGUAAUUUUUUCCGCCAUGAUAAAUAUUGGCACGGAUACAUUAGUCUUUGGAUUAAUUUUACAUACAUGUGCUCAGCUUAAAAUUUUCGAAAGUCGUCUUCACAAAUUAAUAAUUAAUAGAACAAUUAGGUAUCUGGAAAAUACAUUCUCUCCGUCUAAUAAAAACAAAAUAGGGAUAUCAGAAUGCAUACGCCAUCAUCUCAGUAUUUACAAAUACGCCAAAACGGUAAACAUUGUAUUUAACCAGGUGCUUUUCGUUCAAUUCUUUGCAAGCAUACUGGUAUUAUGUACAAGCGUAUAUUAUCUGUCAAUACAUAUUACAGAAUUGUCUGGUACUGCAACUUUUUUAGUGUACACCAUUGGCAUGUUUGUACAAAUCUAUAUUUAUUGUUGGUCUGGAAACGAAGUCAUUCUUAAGAGUAUGAGCGUAGGAGAUGCUAUAUAUUAUAUGGACUGGCCAUUACUAUCAAUUAACGAAAAAAAAGAAUUGCUCAUGGUUAUGAUACGAAGUACAAUUCCUAUAAAGUUCACUAGCAGCUUCUUGAUAACUCUAUCUCUUCAAUCUUACAGCAAUAUCUUAAAAACGUCAUACUCAGCAUUUAAUGUACUCCAAAAAUAAAAUAUAAAUAAAUUAAAGUGUACUUGGACGUAA
This is a messenger RNA of Atta colombica, 4254 nucleotides long. RefSeq lists its product as uncharacterized. Gene Ontology annotation, molecular function: odorant binding; olfactory receptor activity. NCBI's taxonomy places the organism in Eukaryota, Metazoa, Arthropoda, Insecta, Hymenoptera, Formicidae. The record is from RefSeq and is a predicted model, not a curated record. Gene Ontology annotation, cellular component: plasma membrane. The transcript has 17 exons. Gene Ontology annotation, biological process: sensory perception of smell; detection of chemical stimulus involved in sensory perception of smell.